AUGAAGGCCGAGAGCCUGCCGAUCCGCCUGGCUGCGGAAAAGAAGCUUGUUGUGGCGCUCGGGAACACCAUGAAGUGUCUCCAGGACACUUCAAGGAGUUUUGGUGCGCUUGCAAGGGCACUCCACUGCAUGGCUUCCACAGAACCGUUGGACUACAGAUCUUUAGCACUGAAUGGCGCAGCUAAUGCCCGUCACUUUGAGGAUCUCUUUAGUGAGGUAGCAAUUAGUUUGAAUGCCGGGAGACUUGCAUUCUUACAAAUCUCAAAGUCAGUGAUUAAGCGCGCCAUGGCUGGAUUUAAGACUGCCACAAAAUUACACGGCACAGCGUCAGCAGAGCAAGCCAGCGAGAUCAUAUCGACAUGCACAGACUUCGAGGAGGAGCACAUCCGGGCUCUUCGAUCAUGCUUUGAAGGCCUGGCACGCCUGGCUAAAGCCACUGGGCAAUCUGCUCUAUCGGCAGAAUAUCUGACAAUUGCAUCUGGUUUCCGGCCCGAGUCGGCCAAAGCGAUUACGCUAAAUCGGUAUAGAGGCCUCGUCGGGGAGGCCAACACAGUUAACAGAGCAAACACUCUCAUUCUCGAUCGGCCUUCUGAAAAGCAUGACGAGAGCAUCAUGAGCACGGGGGAGUACAUAUUCAACUCGCAGGAUCGGGGCAAGAAAUACCAAGCGAGCAGCGCCACUGGAGUCAACACCGAUCUACGCCAGAAUCAGCAUCUAUCAGCAGGACACCGAGCUCGCGUGUUUCAGGUACCGACUUAG
Molecule: messenger RNA, 759 nt
Organism: Giardia duodenalis
Lineage: Eukaryota; Fornicata; Diplomonadida; Hexamitidae
Exons: 1
Coding region: 1-759 (252 amino acids)
Source: RefSeq, a predicted model, not a curated record